Penicillium waksmanii is the source of this 1557-nucleotide messenger RNA. Its product is annotated as cytochrome P450. The transcript has 4 exons. Gene Ontology annotation, molecular function: heme binding; oxidoreductase activity, acting on paired donors, with incorporation or reduction of molecular oxygen; iron ion binding. The coding region runs from base 1 to 1557 and encodes 518 amino acids. NCBI's taxonomy places the organism in Eukaryota, Fungi, Ascomycota, Eurotiomycetes, Eurotiales, Aspergillaceae. The record is from RefSeq and is a predicted model, not a curated record.
AUGGCCAUCGCAUCUAUAUUAUCAACCCUACAAGGCCACAUCCUCGAGUCUCCACUCCAGUCCCUCGGUGUCGCAGCCAUCUUGGUCCCUAUCCUCUAUGUCAUCCUGAACGAGUUCAUCCGCUCCUCAGCCCGUGUCAAGGGUCUCAGUGGACCGACUGGUUUACCGCUGAUCGGAAACUUGGCUCAGAUUCGUGUCAAUGCUGCGGAGCAGUAUCGUAUUUGGUCGAGGAAACAUGGUGCCGUUUAUCAGAUUCAGUUAGGGAAUGUUCCUGUCGUUGUAGUCAACUCGGCUGCUUCGGCUAAGGUUCUUUUCGGUCAGAAUGCGCAGGCUCUUAGUUCCAGACCCGAGUUUUAUACUUUUCAUAAGAUCGUAUCAAACACCGCCGGCACAACAAUCGGAACAUCCCCCUACAGCGACUCUCUAAAACGCCGACGCAAGGGCGCCGCCUCAGCACUCAACCGCCCCUCCGUCGAAUCCUACGUCUCACACUUAGACAUCGAAUCAAAAUCCUUCGUGGAAGAACUCUACCGCUACGGGAAAGCGGGCAAAGCCCCCGUCGACCCAAUGCCAAUGAUCCAACGCCUGAGUCUAAGCCUCGCCCUAACGCUAAACUGGGGCGUACGCAUCGCCUCACAAGAAGAAGACCUAUUCGACGAAAUCACGCACGUCGAGGAAGAAAUUAGUAAAUUCCGCAGCACGACUGGGAAUUUACAGGAUUAUAUCCCCCUCCUGCGAUUGAAUCCGUUUAGUUCUAAUUCGAAGAAGGCGGCGGAAAUGCGGUUGAGGAGGGAUAAGUAUCUGGGUAAUUUGAAUAGGGAUCUUGAUGAGCGGAUGCAGAAGGGCACGCAUGAUCCUUGUAUUCAGGCUAAUGUUAUCCUUGAUAAGGAGGCUAAGUUGAAUAGUGAGGAGCUUACUAGUAUUAGUUUGACGAUGUUGAGUGGGGGUCUUGAUACGGUUACUACACUUGUUGCUUGGAGUAUUGGGUUGAUCUCGACUAGGUCUGAUGUGCAGGAUAAGGCUGCUAAGGCUAUUGAGGAGUUUUAUGGGAAGGGGGAGCCGAUGUGUUCGGCUGAUGAUGAUCAGAAGUGUGCUUAUGUUGCGGCUUUGGUGAGAGAGUGUUUGAGAUACUUUUGUGUCCUCCGACUGGCUCUACCCCGAACCUCGAUUCGGGAUAUUACUUACGAGGGUGUCGUGAUCCCCAAAGGAACGGUCUUUUUCCUCAAUGCCUGGGCCUGCAAUAUGGACCCAGACGUCUGGACAGACCCAGAAGAAUUCCGCCCGGAGCGAUGGCUCGAACAACCAGACGCGCCAAUGUUCACAUACGGCAUGGGCUACCGCAUGUGUGCGGGAUCCCUGCUAGCCAACCGUGAGCUCUACCUCGUCUUCAUGCGGACCCUGAAUAGUUUCCGCAUUGAACCAAAUGAAGAUGCGGAUUGGCACCCUGUUCGGGGCAACUCGGAUCCGACUAGUCUUGUGGCUAUUCCGCAGAGGUAUAAGGUGCGGUUUGUGCCCAAGGAUGCGAAGGCGUUGGGCGAGAUUGUUGCGAAGGCGUGA